CAUUUAUCUUCAAAGAAAAAAAACUCGAAACAAGAGGAGAGAGAGAAAGAGGGAGAGAUGGCGUCGAGAGGGAGCAUCGUAGUGGAGGUAGAUGCAAAAUCAUCGGGCGAGGAGAUGUGGAAGAUUCUAGGCGAUCCAAUCACGAACUUCCCCAAGAUUCUUCCAGAUUCUUACAAGAGCAUUCAAGUCAUCCAAGGAUCUUCCUUCGCUCCCGGAACUGUUGCUUUGGUCACAUAUGGCGAAGGUUUUCCGACGAAGACAGCGACGGAGAAGAUAGUCUCAGUGUCGGAAGACGAACCGAACAAGGGCUACAGUUACACUGUGAUUGGAGGGAUGGAGGAAUUGUACAAAGCUUUCGAUGGAACCUUCACGGUGAUUCCAAAGGUUCAAGGAUGUACUGUGAAGUUCUCUUGCCAGUACAUCAAAACCAACAAGGACAUUCCCAAUCCCACAUUGAUCGUCGACUUCAAGAUCAAGAACUUCGUCGACAUCGAUGCUUAUCUCCAAAAUAACUAGUUGAUCAUAUAUAUAUAUAUAUAUGUUUGUGUGUGUGAUAUGAGGUAUGCAGUGUAUGUAUGUGUGUAAUGAAUAAUGGUCAUGAGAGGGAUCAAAUGAUGGAAUAUGGGAUAUAUUUUGCUUUCUAAGAUA
Messenger RNA from Tarenaya hassleriana, 648 nucleotides. Its product is annotated as MLP-like protein 423. The transcript is spliced from 2 exons. The record is from RefSeq and is a predicted model, not a curated record. Bases 58 to 516 code for a protein of 152 amino acids. Lineage: Eukaryota; Viridiplantae; Streptophyta; Magnoliopsida; Brassicales; Cleomaceae. Gene Ontology annotation, biological process: defense response.